Messenger RNA from Cyprinus carpio (common carp), 2491 nucleotides. RefSeq names its product CCN family member 2-like. The record is from RefSeq and is a predicted model, not a curated record. Gene Ontology annotation, cellular component: extracellular region; extracellular matrix. Gene Ontology annotation, molecular function: integrin binding; heparin binding. Gene Ontology annotation, biological process: cell adhesion; signal transduction. Lineage: Eukaryota; Metazoa; Chordata; Actinopteri; Cypriniformes; Cyprinidae.
CACUCCACUACAAUCCUGCAGUCUGACAGCGAUCACAGACACCAGAGAACCAAAACAAACCCGUGGAGUGUGUGCUUCUGUAGGGAACUCUUGGAGGAAAUGGCUGGAACAGUAAUCAUCAGAUCAUGCAUCAUUCUCUGCUUGCUUAUAAAUACGGUGCUGUGUCAGGACUGCUCUCAGCCCUGUGACUGCCCAGCUGAGAGCCCUUUAUGUCCUGUAGGCACCAGUCUAGUGCUGGACGGCUGCAGCUGCUGUAAGGUGUGCGCCCGACAGGCAGGAGAGCCCUGCUCUUUCCUGGAGCCAUGUGACCAUCAUAAGGACCUGUAUUGUGACUAUGGUGUGCUGAGUGACACUGAGACAGGCAUCUGCAUGGCUCAAGAGGGUCAGACGUGUGACCUUGGUGGUGUGAUUUACCGCAGUGGUGAGACGUUUCAGCCCAGCUGCAAACAUCAAUGUGUCUGCAUGAAUGGGGAGAUCGGCUGUGUACCAACAUGUGCCAGCAACAUACGGCUGCCCUCUCCAGACUGUCCCUACCCAAGACGUGUCCAGAUCCCUGGCAAGUGCUGUGAGGAAUGGGUGUGCGACCAGAUCCCACAGGACGACACCUUCCAGUCAGCAAUGGCUGGUAGGCCAAUCGCAUAUAGAGAACUGUUUGGUCCGCAUGUCCAGCAUGAGAGUGCAAGGGACAACUGCAUCGUACAGACCACUGAUUGGAGUGAAUGCUCCGCAACCUGUGGCAUGGGGAUGUCCUCUCGUGUAACCAACGACAAUGAGCAAUGCCAGCUGGAACGGCAGAGCCGCAUGUGCAUGAUCCGCCCCUGCAAUGCAGAGCUGGAAAAGGACAUCAAGAGAGGGAAGAAGUGUGUGCGGACCCCAAAGAGCCAGCGCGGGAUGCGUUUCGAACUGUCCGGAUGCCAGAGCGUCAGGCUGUAUAAGCCGAAGUUCUGCGGGGUGUGUACAGAUGGCCGCUGCUGCACGCCUCACACCACCGUCACGGCCGAGGUGGAGUUCCGCUGUCCCGAGGGAGACUCCUUCAGGAAGAAGAUGAUGUUCAUUAAGACCUGCUCCUGUCAUCACCAUUGCCCCCGUGAGAACGACAUAUUCCUCGCCUCAAACUCACGGAGAAUGAUUGGGGACUAUGAUAAUGACAUGUGAGGAGCUGUCCAGUGUAACACACGCACACACACACACACACACACACUGAUGAUCAAGCACAUGUGCACAUGAGGCAGCUCCGUGUUUUACUGGACCUUGAAAUUCUCACGACUCGUGAACAGAAAAAAAAAGAGAAUGUUUGACAUGAAGUGGCCAUUGAUAAUGGCCCCGCAAACUUUUCUUCUCUUGUUUUGUAUAUUGUGAAGCUCUGAAGUCAUCUGGCUGUUUGACUGGUUCUGCUAUAGCAGACCUAAAGCACUGAGAACUUUGUGUUAAUAGAAUAGUUUACUCAGAAAUUACAUUUCUAUUAUCAUUUACUCGACUGCAUGUUGUUUCAAACUUAUAAACGCUUUUUCUUUUGGAACAUAAAAAGAGAGUUUUUGGAGAAUCUUGACACAGGUCUUUUGCAUACAAUGAAAAUUCAUACCACAUCUGUAAAGCUUAUAAAAAGGAGCACAAAAAGCACCACAGAACCAAAACCGAACUAUAGUCCAUACCAGUGUUUCACUGUAUUCCAGAUUCUGAUUUCAUGCUAUAAUUUGUUAUAAGGAACAAAUUAAAAUUUAAAUCGAUAACAAUUUGUUCACUAUACACUGUCAUUGUACAAAAAAAGCUUAAUGAAGAUUCUUUAAAAAUUCUCCUUUUGGCAUGGUUUUGGAAUAGUCUGAGGUUAAGCAAUUACAUAUAUUGAUGAUUUUUUUUUUUAAAUGUAUUCCUUUGGUUAUUUUUGGGUAAACUAUUCCUUUAAUACAUUGUGGACAUGAAGUAGCCUACUUAAUUAAAUCAGUCAUAUAAUGAGUUAAUUUCAAGAACAUUUUCCUCAAUACAGGAAUAGACUGAAAUGACAAUAAUGUAAUCAUACAUUUGAUAUGUAUUUUUUCGUUUAAAUUGUCAAUUGGGUUAUCAUUAUUUACGAUUAUUUUUACUUUACAACAAACAAGGUACAAUAUUUAACAACUGACCUUAAUAAUUUUGUAUCUAACUGAACCCAAUCUGACAAGUAUGAAAAUCACUAAUGAGUCCCAAAGUAUUUUGGGAAGAAAACACUUCAGCAAAUGAGGCUCAGAUAAUGAGAUACUGCCUAUGUUGUUUACUGUUUAUUUAAUAGGAAAUGAAUGGAAAGGAAUUGAACAAUGAUGAAUACACCUUCUGUAAAUACUUUAAGAAGACCGUGUACAGAUUGUACUAAUUUAUGUAACUGUUGUUUAACUCUUAAAUGUAGUUUCAUAUGUGUACUGUAUUACUCUGUGUUCAUUGUAAUCACCUGGCAAUGAUACCAGCGAGUUAUUUUCUGAUGCACUUUUAUUUUCCAAUAAAGAAAUUAUAUUUUUAUAUA